AUUUUGCUAUAAAAUUCCGGGCGACCAUGUUUGAUUCGACUCCCUUUUACAUUCCAUCACUUUUACAUUUGUUCCUAUUUUCUAUUAGCGUCAGGGUUAGGGUCAGGUAUUUACCAUCGAAGAGCUUAUUUUCUUUUCACUUAUCUACUUGUUAUUUACUUUCUGUGGUUCCACAACAAUGAAAUAUUGAGACACAAAAAUUGUAGUCACAUCAAACAUGAUUGCCAAAUUCCAUAGGGGAUGGAAGACAAACAACCAGCGUCACAUGAUUUGCUGAUUUGCAUAUCAACAAAGACGUCUUUGCAGUAAAUACUACUGUGGUUUGAAAAAGAAUAUUUAAAGGCGCCAAGUCUCUAACUUUAUAUUUUCCAUAAUAUUUGAAAUUAAAAACACAAAUUAGAAUUCAAUAUUGAUUAAUUUCAAUCAAUAUUGAUGUUUUUAUAUUUGCCGUGAAACCAUAGGAUCCAAAUAUCAAAUAUUUAAGAUACAAUUAAUUAAAAUUUUAUAAUCAGUAUUCAGUACACAGAGUCGGGAGCUUGGUGGAUGACCGAAUGGUUAGUUCGUAUGUUGUAUCGUAGGAGCAGAACAGUUAAACCCCAUUUCAUUCUUUUCAUGUCUUUCCAGGGAAAUAUUGGGAACCUACUUGACCAACGCUAAUAAUGUUAUAAAUUUCAUAUAUUACAGGAAACUAAUGAUGUUAUAACUUUUAUAUAUGACAGGAAACUAAUGAUGUUAUAACUUUUAUAUAUUACAGGAUACUAAUGAUAUUAUAACUUUUAUAUAUUAUAAGAAACUAAUGAUGUUAUAACUUUUAUAUAUUACAGGGAACUAAUGAUGUUAAAACUUUUAUAUAUUACAGGAAACCACUGAUGUUAUAACUUUCAUAUAUUACAGGAAAUUAAUGUUGUACUUGUGAGGGAACUCGAAGAAGUGAAAUCUGUUUUAGAACAUGGUAAAAAAUGGGAGACAAGUUUCAAGAAGAACAGGGAAGGAAAACCAUAUCAAUGUGAUGUUUGUAAUAAAUCAUUUAUUACGAAUAGUCAUCUGAAGAGACACAUGAGAAUUCAUACAGACAAAAAACCUUAUAAAUGUGAUGUUUGUAGUAAAUCAUUUACUGAACGAGGUAGUCUAAGGAAACACAUGAGAAUUCAUACGGGUGAAAAACCCUAUAAAUGUGAUGUUUGUAGUAAAUCAUUCAUUAGUAGUAGUCACAUCAAGAGACACAUGAGAAUUCAUACAGGUGAAACACCUUAUAAAUGUGAUGUUUGUGGUAAAUCAUUCACCCAGGGUAGUAAUCUACAACAACACAUGAGAAUUCAUACCGGUGAAAAACCUUAUAAUUGUGAUGUUUGUAGUAAAUCAUUCACCUAUAGCCAACAUAUGAAGGAACACCUCAGAAUUCAUACUGGUGAAAAGACUCAUAAAUGUGAUGUUUGUAGUAAAUCAUUUAGCCAGAGUAGUACUCUACAAUCACACAUGAGAACUCAUUCCGGAAAAAAGCCUUAUAAAUGUGAUGUUUGUGGUAAAUCAUUUCUUAAUGAUGGUGGCCUACAAAACCACAAAAGAAUUCAUACUGAAGAAACACCUUAUAAAUGUGAUGUUUGUGAUAAAUCAUUCAAAAAGACGCAUCUUCUGCAGAUACACUCAAAAAUUCAUACUGGUGAAAAACCUUAUAAAUGUGAUGUUUGUAGUAAAUCAUUCAACACUAAAAGUAAUCUACAGCGACACUUGAGAAUUCAUGAUGGUGAAAAAGCCUUAUAAAUGUGAUGUUUGUAUGAAAUCAUUCACAGAGAAUCAUCACCUGCAGAAACAUUUGAGAAUUCACACUGUAAAAACUAAGACAAAAUCAAAAAGUUAGUAUUUGUCCUUUUAAAUGUGGUAUAAGUUAUUGUAGUAGUUUAUGGUACAAGAUUAUAUGAUACAUGUUGUAAACAUCUGUAGUUAAUAUGGUAGCAUACUGUAGACAUGUGAUACAAUGAUAUUUUUGUAUGCUAUAUUCAUCUGUAGUUAAAGUGAGAAUUUCAAAUUUUCUAAGAAAGUCAAAACAUAAUUAUUUCUGUCUUUUGCUCAAUAGGUUAUCAACUCACUAUUAUACGAUCAUGGGUAUUAUUUCCCACCAUUAAAAAUCUAUGACACAGGAAAUAACACAAUUACCUCCCCUGUUUUGCUAUUGACAACAUGGGGCAGCCAUUUUCCAACGUUGGAAUUUGAAGUUAAAAAUGAUAUUUUUGCCAAUUUCUCAGCUGGCAAUAGCAAAUUAUAGGAUUAAUAGGAUUAUUCUUUAACAAGGUAGGACUGUUUAUGGAUACCAUCUAUUUUAAGGCUUUAUUUUAAUACAUUUUAAAAAUAUAACUUGAAAAUUUGAAAUUGCAACUUUAAUAUGGUACAAGAUUAUUUGAUACAUGCUGUAGCCAUCUGUGUAGUAAUUCAGGCAAAUUACUGUAGUAAUUAUCCAAUAAAAACAUUGAGUGCGA
This is a messenger RNA of Patella vulgata (common limpet), 2474 nucleotides long. RefSeq names its product zinc finger protein 235-like. The transcript has a single exon. The record is from RefSeq and is a predicted model, not a curated record. Lineage: Eukaryota; Metazoa; Mollusca; Gastropoda; Patellidae. Gene Ontology annotation, molecular function: RNA polymerase II cis-regulatory region sequence-specific DNA binding; DNA-binding transcription factor activity, RNA polymerase II-specific; chromatin insulator sequence binding. Gene Ontology annotation, cellular component: chromosome; nucleus. Gene Ontology annotation, biological process: central nervous system development; regulation of transcription by RNA polymerase II. The coding region runs from base 1057 to 1761 and encodes 234 amino acids.